AUGCAUCUCCUGGAGUUUCCACUGGAGAUUUUUCACAUGAUUCUUGCUCACACAAUUGUCCAGGGCUAUGCGGAAAACUUCACACAACUCCAACUCGUCAACAAAACUUUUGCGCGCGAAGCCCGAAAUGUUGUGCUAUCUCACCGGCUGUUCCAAAGGGUUGGACAGUGGGACCCCUUCGUUUUCGAAUACCUCUGCUACAGGGCACUGGCUCCUGACGCUUGCCAUUACUAUGCUAUUCGGGUUGUCAGACAGAGCACAGCCUGGAUAUGCGCACAGGACCCAGUAAAGUACAGGGAGCGAGAUACAUGCUACGCCCUAUCUCGCUCCGCCGCACUCUACUGCAGUGAGUUACUACAUAAGGCUCUCACCAACAGCACCCACAACUGCACAGUGGCUCAAAAGCGAGACGGGCUGCACCAAAGCAGCGACUCCCCUCAACAUCGUCUCUGUGCCGCGGCCUGCAUUGGCGACGUGGGCUUGAUACAGUCGCUUCUGCUGAAUGGAGCCGAUGUAAAUGCGAAGAGCGACAUUUUUGGAUCUCCCCUGCUCAACGCCGCCCGCGGAGGACACGCAACCAUUGUCGGAUUCCUUCUCGAGAAUGGGGCUGAUCCGGAAUGCGAUACAGUGCGAUGGACAACGGAGAGCGAGAGAAAUGAUGUGCAGAGGUUUAUUUUCCGUCGCAUGAACAAAGAACCAUGGACCCCCCUGGGAGCAGCAGCCUUUGCAGGCCAUGGCGCAAUUGUCAAACUUCUUCUGGAGCCGCGAUACUCCCUGUCGAGAUCCAGUUGCAGCUUCUUUCACGCCAUCAUACAUACUAGUCGAGGAGGACAUGUCGACUUCCUGCGCAUGCUUAUCGCCAGCGCUGACUUCGACACGAUCCCUGAGAAGGUGAAAACAAGAGUGCUGGACAGCGCACUCAAGGAAAGCGCAAGUGGGGGGCAUCUACAGAACAUACAACUAUUACUUGAGUGCGGCGCACCAGUCGACCUAUCCAUCCCUGAAGAACAGGAGCACACUGCUCUGUGGUACGCUGCCUUUCAUGGCCGUAAUGAAGCCAUUGAGCUUCUCCUAGACAGAGGAGCCGAUAUAAACGAGGGAUCAACGUGGCCAGAUGCACCGCUGGUGAUCGCGGGCCGAGUGGGAUUCCCCCGAACAGUGGCACUACUUCUUGACCGAGGCGCACAGGUCCGUCAUGGGCGCGUGUACGCCUUGGGCCAAAUCGACAUCAUUUCGCCAUUUUGUGUGAUCAAGGUGCUACUUGACAAGGAAGUCCAUAAAAGAGACGCGGGAGGCGCCAUGCAAUUGCUUGAGGAUGCGCACAGUGCGAACCGACAAGAUCUUAUCGACUUGUUUCAUGAGUAUGGUGUUAUUUUAAGUACAUAA
Messenger RNA from Aspergillus calidoustus, 1386 nucleotides. NCBI's taxonomy places the organism in Eukaryota, Fungi, Ascomycota, Eurotiomycetes, Eurotiales, Aspergillaceae. The record is from the annotation of a GenBank genome assembly.